UGAAAAAUAUGCCUUCAUGGUCCCAGAAAAAAUAGAGUUAAAACUGAAACAAUGAUACUGAAGUUAAACAAAGAUUUAGAGCUGUGUACAUGUACAGUGUAGUUUCCCCCCCAUUCAUAGGGGAUGUCAAGCUGGAUUGUGAUGUUUUGUAGAUAUAACGAGUAGCAGGGGUAAAUGUAGCAUAGGCAAAUUUAGUAGGGAUAAGCCAGGUAUAUUCAGUUUCCAAAUGGUCAAUUAAUACUGAUGCAUUUGUUUGUUCAUGGUAAUUGCAUUUAAGUCAUUUGUUAAGAACACUGCUUAGUGCUGAAUGAUAAGAAGGUUAAUAAAGUGUUCCACAACAAAACUUUGACAUUCUGAUAACAGGGUAGAAAAUUUCUGUACUCAAUUUUUUGCUCCUUUUCAGAUAAGGCUUAGCGUGUGUCUGACUUGAUGCCAUUGAUUAGAUUUUGACACUUGACCAGAGGAGAGAUUUGAAUGCGUUUUCUGCUGCACUCAAGAUGAGUUCAAAAACAAAAAGACAGCAGUCAGAAGAAGAACUUGAGUUUGAGUUUGAUAUCAACCAUGUCCAGUUCAACAACACUGGGAGAUUUUACCUGAAGUUAACUCUACAAAGCACAGCUGAUGCUGAGCUGAGUCAAGUCCAACUCAGGAAAAAUGGGAAGGCGGACAUACUACGGAGUAACGAAGCCUUCACUGAUGUAAUAUCGCAGUCUGGCCUGAAUCAGCUCUACGAAUUUACCAACAGAAAUUACACUUUUAUGUUCCCAAAAGGUUUCUGUACCUCUAGAAGUGAAGUGUUUCUGUUGGUGGAAGCUUUUCAUUGCCCUGACAGAAAUGAUGACCUGGGGAAGAAGGUUGGAGAUGCCAAACUGGUCAUCUACCCGAGGCCAGAGCUUUGGUCAGAUGGCCGUGCCAAAAGUGGUCCUCUCAGAGGGGAGAUAUACUCCAUUACAGAUGUAUUGAAUCUUGUGAAGACACUCAGCACUGAGAAAAUUCCAGUUCACUGUGGAAGACUGAAAUGCACUGCCACUCUCAGAGGGGAUUCUUCCCCUGUAGGUGGGCCUGUUGGCUCCCCAAGACCACACAAGGUGAUGGGUGGACAGCCGGACACCAGCAAAAUGUCUCCAGCAAGACAAGAGGCAGGCAGGAUGUCAUACUUUAAGGAAGAUACUGCUGAUAGCUUCAUCACCCCUGGGGACAAUGACUGGGUGGUUUUCCCCUCUCCCCCACCCACAGGACUUAGGAAACCUUUGAAUGCUGAGGUCGUGGAGUCCCCUUUGAAGGAUGGCAGACUAGAGACAAGACAACGAGGUCAAAGUUUGUGGAACCAUGUCGCUAAACCUGGAAAAGAACAGAUUCUUUUGAUUAUACAUGGUGCCAACAGUUUGCCCUCGAACAAAGAUGGAAGAAUUCCAUCUCCAUAUGUGACAGUUAAAACUCAAAGUGACCAAGAGCAUGGAAGAAAAGCCCAGGGCGUGACCCACCCCAGCAUACCUCCCACCCACUCCCCAUCAUGGGAGGAGGCUGUCACGGUGGAGUAUGAUGCUGCAGUUAGCAAAAAAGAGGUCCUGAUUGUGACAGUGGCAGAUAAUCCAUCAAAGCAGACCCUUGUUUCCUGUCGUUUGCCAAUCUUCUAUCUGCAGCCUUUCCAUCCGUAUCACUUAGAAAUGGUCAUGCCCUGCAGAGAUAUUCCCAGUGGUUCCAGAUUAUUUGUGUCCUUGAUGAGGAAAUCCAGCACUCUCCCCAGGGAUAUGUCUUCACCUAACUAUUGUGCCCUGGAGGUACUUCUGAGAUCAGUCCACCAGCCCUUUGUAAACUCCAGAGGUUCUGUGAUAGCUGUUGCGAGGGUGGUGCCUGACUAUCAUCAUUACAAACAGUCCAGUUUGUCCAGUUUCCCCAGGACAGCAGGGAUCACUCUUAGUACAGUGUCAUUUCCUUCACCUCACCCUUCUUCGUUUUCUAUUGCUCCACACCAGUCACAGGGGUACCCACAGGUGUCACUUCCCGGCUAUCCCCAAGAAAAGCCCGUAUGGAAUCAUCCAUUUCUGUUCAACAAUGUCCGGGACAAUGCCACUCUCUUCACUCCUGGUGCUGCGCUAGUAAUUGAGUUUUACUUUGCUUCCAUGGCACUGAAUGAGGUGACAUGGAGGGUGCGUAGUCCAGUGGGGUUUGCCACGUUGCUGCUGGACCAGCAUGUCUACAAGCAGCUGUCAACUGAGAGGGCUGGGAUGGGGCUCAGGGUGGAAGGACUGGUGAUACAGGGUUCAACAUUGAACACUUUUGAUGGAAAAAUGCCUGCAAUAAAUCUUCUGCUGAGAUUGAUCACCAACGAGAGACCGGAUUCCUUGGUAUCAGCAACAAACCCAGACAUCCUCCCAAUGUUGGACUUAACUCAUUCCCAUUCAGACUCUGAAACAGUCCAUGAACCAAAAGCAGAGAUUUUAACAGUGGAUCAUGAUGUAAAUGACACUUUGGGGGAGUAUUUCCACCAGGAGGAGCCCAGUAUACAAGACAGGCCAACAACAGUGGGGCAAGAACAAGAAGAUGACAGUGACUCAGAGAUGGAGCCAGUUCUAGAACCCACCCUCACACUCCAAAGGAAGAAAAAAAAGCCACUGUCUCCUCUCCAAGAUGGAGAAUUUCCUGAUUACAAUGCAAUGACGGCUGUGCUUCCAGAGUACCAGUACAUCUUCACUGACGCUGAUGAUAAAGAUGCCAAGGCUGGGAAAUCCAGGAAACCAGAGGGAAAUAAAGAAAGGCAAAGUGAUGACUUGGAGAAAACAUCCAUGGCUUUGCUGGACCAUCAAAUGAAAGAGCUAGAAAAUUACCGGGCAGCUAUUCACAAGAUGGGCGACGACAUUCUCACUCUGAGAAAACAGAUUAAGGACCUGGAGGAUCAGAACAGUGACUUGCGCAGACGUCUGAGCAACUAUAAUGAUGCCACUAAGCUCAUGCUGGACUCAGCUGAACUGGACGGAAUCUCAAAAGCUGAAAUCUGCACAAGAUACAUGUCACUAAAACAGAAACUGGCAAGUCAGACAGCGGAGUUGAAAAAUUACAAGGAGAAAGUACAAAAAUUACAAAAUGAUCUUAUUAAGAAAAAUGACAAGGAAAAAGAGUACAUCAAAAUGAACCAAGCCCACAGCUCUCAGCAGGAAGCCAUUCAGAAACUUCAGACUAAAGCUCAGAAGGUGAAAAAACUUGAAGAUGCCUGCCGACAACAGGAGAAAGUCAUUGAGAGGAUGGAGAAAUUACUGGACAAACAGAGUAAAGGAAAGUCAAAAGGCAUGGACAGCAGCACAGCUACGGAAGCCAAUGAAAUUUUGUUAGCCGAAAAUAGACGACUUAGGAUAGAAAUUGAAGAUCUGAAGGAUAGACCAAAUCCUGGCAAGGAGCCAGAAAAUGAUGUAGAGAAGCUUGAGCUGUACCAGGCCCUGGAUAAGGCAGAGGGCAGGAUUAUGUCUUUGGAAAAACAGUUGGCAGAGAACUCCAGACAGUGGGGGAAGGAACGUGCUGAACUGAUGAUAAAGCUGAACGAGGCCGAACAUGGUUUUGGGCGAAGCUCACAGAUGGUGCUACAUGAUUUCCCUCUGAAGUACCCUGACCAGGCCUACGAUUACCCAGAAAAGGAUGGCCCCUCUCGGAGAUUCUCGAAGGGCCCUGGACGUUCCAGGUACCCAGGUUCGCCUAAGCUAGAGCCUCUUCAUUAUAAAUGACAGGCAAGAGAGGCGGGAUAGUCUAAAGAUGGCAUUUAUCAUGCUGUUCAGGUGUGGUAACUCUUUUAACUCAGUCCAGGUGUGGACAUAAAAGCUAUCAAAGUGUGAUGUUAA
This is a messenger RNA of Lingula anatina, 3830 nucleotides long. RefSeq names its product coiled-coil domain-containing protein 33-like. NCBI's taxonomy places the organism in Eukaryota, Metazoa, Brachiopoda, Lingulata, Lingulida, Lingulidae. The record is from RefSeq and is a predicted model, not a curated record. Gene Ontology annotation, cellular component: peroxisome.